AUGGACGACUUUUCAGCGAACUCCUUAUCGGUGAGGAGAAUUUCCGAUCCGAAGACUCAUUUCGGGGUCCAAGUUCGGAUGAGGGCUGACCUCUACGCCAGUGUUGAAUCGCCCCAAUAUGGGCGAUCUCCUUUUCGUACGAGACAAUCUCGAAUUAUCAACGACGAGCUCCUAGCAUCCUCUACGUUAUCCACCUGCACAGUGUUCAUAACUGGUCAUCACGCCGAUUCCAUGCAACCUUCGUCGGAGACGAACGUCAUAUUCAACCUCACUAGUACGACCACUGCCAUUGCCGAGCCAUCGUUUGUGAUGGCAACUGGAUCUUUCGAUUCACGUUCCGCUCACUUGGCUGAAAAAAUUCUCAGUCUCAUCAAAUGGUUUAAUAUCCCAUACACAUUCUGA
This is a messenger RNA of Cantharellus anzutake, 402 nucleotides long. RefSeq lists its product as uncharacterized. NCBI's taxonomy places the organism in Eukaryota, Fungi, Basidiomycota, Agaricomycetes, Cantharellales, Hydnaceae. The transcript has a single exon. The coding region runs from base 1 to 402 and encodes 133 amino acids. The record is from RefSeq and is a predicted model, not a curated record.